Molecule: messenger RNA, 611 nt
Organism: Rhizophagus irregularis DAOM 181602=DAOM 197198
Lineage: Eukaryota; Fungi; Glomeromycota; Glomeromycetes; Glomerales; Glomeraceae
Biological process (GO): protein phosphorylation
Molecular function (GO): protein kinase activity; ATP binding
Source: RefSeq, a predicted model, not a curated record
GAUAUUUAUAGUUUUGGUAUAAUUAUGUAUGAAGUAAUUUCUGGAUUACCUCCUUAUCAUGAUGUAAGCCAUGAUGAAAAUUUAGCGAUAAAAAUUUGUCAAGGACUUAGGCCAAGGUUCAAUUUUAAGGUCCCUAAAUCAUUUGUGAAUUUGAUUAAAAAAUGUUUAGAUGCAAAUUCAUUAAAUCGACCAACGGCAGAAGAAAUUAUAGAAAUUUUGGAUAAAUGGAAUGAUGAACUUACUAAUAAUCAAUCAGAAUUAAACAGUGAAAUCAGAGAAGCAGAAGAAAUCAACAACAAUAAUUUAUCAACUGGAAAUACACUUUUAACUGAUUUAUCAUAUGAAACACAUCCUGAAGCUACUUAUACAAGUAGAUUGCUUAAUUUUAAUAAUCUUCCUGAACCAGUAAAUUAUGAUGAUUAUUAUGAUGAACAAGAUGAUAAGAUUACGAGCGUGAGAUUAUCAGAUUCUUUACAGAUUGAUACUACUAAAUUAAAAAAUUAGUUAUGGUGGAUCUUAGUGUUAAAAAAUGACUUUAUUUAUUAAUUUUGUAUUUUCUUUAAUAGAUUGUUUACAGAUUGAUAUACAUUAUUUAAAAUUAAUGAUGGCGG